Molecule: messenger RNA, 1339 nt
Organism: Nymphaea colorata (pocket water lily)
Lineage: Eukaryota; Viridiplantae; Streptophyta; Magnoliopsida; Nymphaeales; Nymphaeaceae
Product: protein WUSCHEL-like
Exons: 2
Coding region: 233-1144 (303 amino acids)
Biological process (GO): plant organ development
Molecular function (GO): DNA binding; DNA-binding transcription factor activity
Source: RefSeq, a predicted model, not a curated record
UCCCUCUCCCUCAGAUGCUCUUCAAUUUCUUCUCUGCCUCCUCCGCUCCUCAUGUGAUCCUUCAACACCUCACCAUCAAACUGAAAAACUUCCACCAUUAAUGUUCUAGUCAUGUUUAUAUAUGUCCUUCAAUAAUGAAGGCAAUCGACUCCCUCCCCAUUCUUCAACGGCAGCAGCCACCGAUUCUUCUGCUCCUGCUACUAGCUAGACACUGGCUAUUAUUCAUCUCUCUAUGCUUUGUGGUAUGGAGUCCGGCGAGGAGAUUCAACAGAAGGAUGGCAGUGGUGACAGCAGCAGUAACAGAAGCAGCUACUUGUGUAGGCAAACGAGCACGAGGUGGGUACCAACAGCUGAGCAGAUACGCAUACUGAAGGAGCUGUACUACGGCAAUGGAUUGAGGUCGCCCACUGCGGAGCAGAUACAGAGGAUAUCGGCGAGGCUCAGGCAGUAUGGCAGGAUAGAGGGGAAGAACGUCUUCUACUGGUUCCAGAACCACAAGGCCAGGGAGAGACAGAAGAAAAGGCUCGAUGCAGACUUCGCCGCACAGAGGACCACGGCCGCCACCACCACUGCUACCCCCGUCGCCGUCCAUCGAUGGAGUUCCUAUGGCGAUUUUGCUUCCAAGUCGACCUCUAUUCUCAACACCAAUGUUGUUGUUGGUAUAUCUAAUGCAACAUAUCUCUCUUUUUCUGUCUUUCAUUUUCCUGGUCUUAACACAGUAGCUACUUCCUGCUCGGGAAAUGUACUUUCUGCAGGGCAAGUGUGUCGCAGAAGCUGUGGCUCAGUGAUAGCGAACAGUGGUCAUCGUCCGGAUUCUUCUUGCUUAGGUCGCGACGGCUUCAUCUCUUCCGGAAGCAGUUGCACGUCCGAGACGGGCACCGACUCGCAUGGGCUUUUCGACCCCGGAGACUCGGGCGUCGCCGCAGAUAGGAGCGCAGGGAUCCUUGAAACGCUGCAACUCUUUCCUUUACGAGGAAGCGAUGACUCGGGGACCGGUUCGGAGAGAUCGAGAAUCGGGGAGACGUACCCAGCCUUGUGCUUCGACGACGCCUCCCUCGAGCUGACGCUCAGCAGCUUCCCUGGUGGAGAUGGUGGCAUGCGAAACGCAGGUUCAGGACCCACUUUCUUACCUUCUGGUUCGUGAUCAUCUUCCGAGACGAUCUGCUUUCCUUCCGUCUCGCGAUUCGGCUAUCCGUGGUUUUGUCUCUAUCCCAAACAUGUGCAUUUAGGCAAAUAGCGUGCAAUUGCCAAAAGGUUUCAGUUAUGUUUAAACUCAUUAUUCCUCUCAUGACAAAGAAUUCCUCUCACUAACAUCUUGUGUGUGUGAAUGCAAACAUGA